CAAGUGCUUUAAUAUUUUGCCGAUUAAAAUCCGCCAAUUUCUUAUUUAAUUCCAAUUUUAUUGAAUUUUUUAAUUUUAAUUCCUAAUUUUAAUUCAAAUUUUUAAGUUUAUCCCUAAAAAUGCCAAUAAUAGUCGAAACUCCAAAUCCCGACACAGGCCUACCCGAAUGGGUCAUCAUCGAGCUGCAAGGCGAUCUCGAAACUCGCAACAACGACUCAAUGGAGGGCGAAUUCAUCGGCGACUUGAUGUACUCCAAGUUCGGACAACCGAUUCUCAUCAUUGGGCAUCACAUUUUGCACGGAAAGGAGCAAAAAAUCGAAAAACCCUUCGCCGUACUCGAAAGAAUCCGCAAACCGCUGAAGACAACGGAACCAAACCCCAACGAAACUGUCGAAAGUCUCUUGAAUGCCACGGAACACAACGACAGCACGAUGCUGGAUUGCACAGUGGCCAUCGAGCACAAGACAAAAGUGCGAACGGGACUUUUUGUGCGAGCGAUUGUCAAGAAAAAGUUGAUUUUUAAAGCUCGUCCGAAGCCAAUUAUCGCAAAUGUGGCGAAAACUGUGUGAAUUUCACUUUUAUUACAUGUUGAUCAUUUUCUCUUUAUUAUUUUUUAUUUUUUUUA
Molecule: messenger RNA, 625 nt
Organism: Culicoides brevitarsis
Lineage: Eukaryota; Metazoa; Arthropoda; Insecta; Diptera; Ceratopogonidae
Product: chromosome transmission fidelity protein 8 homolog
Exons: 2
Coding region: 120-569 (149 amino acids)
Biological process (GO): mitotic sister chromatid cohesion
Cellular component (GO): Ctf18 RFC-like complex
Source: RefSeq, a predicted model, not a curated record